AUGAGUAGUGAGUAGAUUACUUCAAUGAAACCGGUGAUAAGUGGGUGGAUUGGAUGUCGCUGAUAUGGCAAUGGAGUGAUUCGUAAAAGACUACUCCUCUUAUAAUUCUCGAAUUAAAAAUGUUUUAGAGUUACAGAUGCAUAUUUUAGCUUUAAAAGGAUAGUAUUGAUCAGAAAACCACAAUGAUUGGUGGUUUAUUUGUCUACAAUCACAAGGGAGAAGUUUUAAUUUCCCGAGUGUAUAGAGAUGAUAUUGGUAGAAAUGCUGUUGAUGCUUUUCGUGUAAAUGUCAUCCAUGCCAGACAACAAGUACGCUCUCCUGUUACCAAUAUAGCCCGCACAUCAUUCUUUCAUAUUAAAAGGGCAAAUAUCUGGAUAGCAGCUGUGACAAAACAAAAUGUGAAUGCUGCUAUGGUAUUUGAGUUUCUCUUGAAAAUAAUUGAUGUUAUGCAGUCCUAUUUUGGAAAAAUUUCAGAGGAGAACAUUAAGAACAAUUUUGUCCUUAUCUAUGAAUUGCUAGAUGAAAUCCUCGACUUUGGUUAUCCACAGAACACUGAUACAGGUGUAUUAAAAACUUUCAUUACACAGCAGGGUAUAAAAUCGGCUACAAAAGAAGAGCAAGCUCAAAUAACAUCCCAAGUUACUGGUCAGAUUGGCUGGAGAAGAGAGGGAAUUAAAUACAGGAGGAAUGAAUUGUUCUUAGAUGUCUUAGAAUAUGUUAACUUGCUUAUGUCUCCACAAGGUCAAGUUUUGUCAGCUCAUGUAGCAGGAAAGGUGGUAAUGAAAUCUUACCUGUCAGGUAUGCCUGAAUGCAAAUUUGGCAUAAAUGAUAAAAUUGUCAUGGAUGCCAAAGGAAAGGGAACGUUAGGAGGUUCUAGUGAUACAGAAGCUAAUAGAUCUGGUAAACCUGUUGUUGUAAUAGAUGACUGCCAAUUUCAUCAGUGUGUAAAACUCAGUAAAUUUGAAACUGAACAUUCUAUAAGUUUUAUUCCACCAGAUGGUGAAUUUGAAUUAAUGAGGUAUCGGACAACAAAAGAUAUAUCCUUACCAUUUAGAGUUAUUCCUCUUGUAAGAGAGGUUGGUCGCACAAAAAUGGAGGUUAAAUGUGUUCUAAAGAGUAAUUUCAAGCCGUCACUUCUAGGUCAGAAAAUUGAAGUGAAAAUUCCUACACCUUUAAAUACUUCAGGAGUUCAAUUGAUAUGCCUCAAAGGAAAAGCAAAGUAUAAAGCAUCAGAAAAUGCAAUUGUUUGGAAAAUAAAAAGAAUGGCAGGAAUGAAAGAGACUCAGCUAUCAGCAGAAAUUGAACUUCUAGAAACUGAUACUAAGAAGAAGUGGACUAGACCCCCAAUUUCAAUGAACUUUGAAGUACCAUUUGCUCCAUCUGGUUUCAAAGUACGUUAUCUUAAAGUAUUUGAACCUAAGCUUAACUAUUCAGAUCAUGAUGUCAUUAAAUGGGUGAGAUACAUUGGUAGAUCUGGUCUUUAUGAAACAAGGUGCUAGAUUAGAUGAUGUGUGUUGGAACAAAAAUGUUCUAAAUUAGUUUAUUUUAUGACUUGAGAAUAAACUGCUUUGGAAUUUAGAAAUAAAUGAAUAUUUAACCGAGUUCAAUAAUCAGAUUCAUCAGCGAAUUCAUACAUAUUUAGAUCACUUUCUGAAUUUUUUGCUGCAUAUCCUUUUAGAUUUAUGCCUCCAAAAUAAAUUAAAUAUAAUUUGUCAUCAUAUGAGCUCUUCAAUGAUCUAUAUGUUGUUCAAUGGAAGUUUAUGUAAUUAAGAACUAGAAAAUGUUAGUUUGUUGGUGGUUCAUAUGCAUAUAUAAGCUUGUUCAUAAUUGUUAAGAUAAUUGUAGUCUAUGUGAAGGAAAUACUCAAAUCAGUUGUUCAAAUUCAAUACUAAUGAUCUUUUUCUGAAGCCCCUAAAAAAUUUGGAUGGAAUUUCAGAGAUAUUCAGUAUUCAUGACAAAAAUUAUAAUUCAGCAUGAAGAUAAAACAAAUAUCAUUUUGAACAACCUAGUUUUAAGCUUAAGUAGUUGAUUGUCGUAUAAUGUAUUUUCUUUAUUGUUAUAAUUUUUUGUGAGUAGUAUAUCUUCCUUCAAUUAUCAGUCAAUAUAUUAUUUUAUUAUAAUUCCUAAAUUAAUAUAUAAUUGUAUAUAAAUUUCUACCCUUCAAUAAUAUAGUGGGGUGGAAUAUCAAUAAAUGUAAUAAUAUUCAAUAAACUAUCAAAAGUU
Molecule: messenger RNA, 2223 nt
Organism: Harmonia axyridis
Lineage: Eukaryota; Metazoa; Arthropoda; Insecta; Coleoptera; Coccinellidae
Gene: AP-2mu
Product: AP-2 complex subunit mu
Exons: 6
Coding region: 183-1499 (438 amino acids)
Biological process (GO): intracellular protein transport; clathrin-dependent endocytosis
Cellular component (GO): cytoplasmic vesicle; AP-2 adaptor complex
Molecular function (GO): clathrin-cargo adaptor activity
Source: RefSeq, a predicted model, not a curated record